Kwoniella shivajii is the source of this 2049-nucleotide messenger RNA. RefSeq lists its product as uncharacterized. The transcript has 7 exons. The coding region runs from base 1 to 2049 and encodes 682 amino acids. Lineage: Eukaryota; Fungi; Basidiomycota; Tremellomycetes; Tremellales; Cryptococcaceae. The record is from RefSeq and is a predicted model, not a curated record.
AUGACUUCUGAUAGCUUACCUAAACCACCCGAGCCGUUAGCGCAACCAAUUCGACUGAUAGUAGCGUUAUCUGCGCUCAGUGCAACUGUCAAUCCACCUCCUUUGACCAAUACACAAUGGUAUAAAACAUCUUCCAGUAAAUGGCUUACAUCGGUAUGCAAACUACUUUCAUUCGAUCAAGGUCGGUUACCGCCUUCCAUCUCUCCUGAGAAUGUGAAAGCAUCCGCUGCGGAUCAAAGGGAAGAAUGGAGCUCUGAAGAGAUAAGUCGAAUCGCGGGUAUCUUAGUGGAAGCUAGUUUGGCUUCAGAAACAGUAGCAGAAGAGAAUACUAAAAAGGAAAAGAAAGAAGAAGGCGCAUUGAAAUACUCGCCAAUAUCAAGACUACUGUCCUACCGUACACUUCAGCUAUUGGGAUUACAACCUAAGGAACUCAUACCGCAAGCUGAAAAGAAUCUAUCAAAUACUCUUUUCCACGCUUUGAAGGCUGCUGCCGAGAAAGAAAGUGAAGAGAAAGUGGAAAAAGCCAGGGAAGCUCAAUCCCAGGGGUGGGGCGGGUCUCUAGGUCGGCACUUAGCUACCGGAGCUGGAGUGGUGGCUGGUGGUGUACUUAUUGGAGUAACAGGUGGAUUAGCUGCACCUGCUAUAGCAGCUGUGUUAGCUCCAUUGGGAGUAGGAUCCUUGCUUUCAGCUUCUGCUGCUCCGGUCGUUUUAGGAACGCUCUUUGGAGUCGGUGGAGGUGGAUUGGCAGGGAAGAGAGUCAGAGAACGAUGGAGGGGCGUCGAAGAAUUCAGUUUCAUAGAAGUUGGCGAUGGAAAUAAAGCUACUCAGGAGGAAUUGGAUGAGUUGAAAGAAGCUCGAGCCAGAACGAAAGAACGAGAGGAAAAGAAGAAAGCUGAAGAGGCCAAAGAAAAAGGUAAACCCGAAAACGAGAAGCAAGAGGGCGAUGUCGAAGGACAAAUAUCCGAACAAGAUGCGGAAGAAUUGGUCAAUCAAGGUAGAUCGGAUAUAGAGGAGAGGUUACUCAAAUUAUCACUGGAAUCAGGUACCAGGCAGUCAAUCAGCUCGUCUGGAAGUAAACCUCAGAUCGCAUCAGAUAGUCCAAGGGUCUCUCUGGAUCAUGCAAAGGAUGAAAAAGCUUUAGUCGAUGUUAAGAAACCACCAAGCUUGACGGCGACCAUAGUGGUCCCUGGCCUGCUGACAGUGUCGAAAACUGAGGGCAUCACAGCUUGGAGAGCAAUCUGUUCAUCUGCCACUGGUUCGACUAACUCUACUAUCGCUCCGAACCUACUCUCAGAUGAGAAAACAGGCUUGACGGAUCCCACAACGGGUGCAGCAAAGGCAGUAGGGUUGAAAGACGGCAGGGAUGUUUAUCUGUUGAGAUUUGAAAGUGCGGCAAUGUUGAAGACUGGAAGAGAUGUUGAUUUAUGGGUGACUUCCAAGUUGAAAGGUCUGGUGAAGAAGGAAAUCAUCAAGCGUACGGUGCUUUCCGCGUAUUUCGCUGCUGUCAGUCUACCCAUGUCCGUGUAUUCUAUGGCAACUAUGACGCUUGACAAUACUUGGAUGCAUGCUGUCGAUCGAGCCAAGAAAGCUGGUAAAUUACUGGGAGAGGUCAUCGAGAAGAGGGUGCAAGGUGAAAGACCUGUUGUGCUCAUUGGAUCAUCAGUGGGAGCCUUGACAAUCCUACAUGCUCUGCUAUAUCUUUCUUCGCUUUCAGGACAAGGAUCUAUUCCAGCAUAUGUUGAAUCUGUUUAUCUGAUCUCUUUACCCUCUGCUCCAACUGCGGACGAAUGGAACAAAGUCAGAAGUGUAACUAGCAGAAGAGUAGUCAAUGCUUAUAGUGAUGCUGAUUUGGUCUUGGCUGGUGUAGUGAGGCUACACGAAGUUGUAUCAAGAGCAGCUGUCAUGUCUAAUGGGAUUCGAGUGGCUGGAUUAGGUCCAGUCGAGCGUCCCGGUGUUGAAGAUGUUGACAUCUCCUCGGUGUUGAGAGGUCACAUGGAGUUACAAGCUAAGAUGCCGGAAAUUCUGAAGAUUAUAGAUAUUGACGCUUAA